Messenger RNA from Spinacia oleracea (spinach), 2007 nucleotides. RefSeq names its product replication factor A protein 1. Lineage: Eukaryota; Viridiplantae; Streptophyta; Magnoliopsida; Caryophyllales; Amaranthaceae. The transcript is spliced from 11 exons. The record is from RefSeq and is a predicted model, not a curated record. The coding region runs from base 130 to 915 and encodes 261 amino acids.
UUCAGUUCUAUAACUACUGUGUGCCAUUCGAUAAACUUACGCCGAUUUUUUAUUUUCUUUUAUGUAUUAAUGUGAUUUCCAUGGUUAGCUCCUAUAUUUUAAUGUAAAGCUUUAUUUUUUUUGUUAUUAAUGGAGACUUUCCUUAUUUUCAGUUACCAUUGUCAAUUAUUGUUGAGGAGUGCUAUUGGGACAAUAUUCGGAGCAAUUGACGAAGAAAGAUCUGGGUUAUUUGGUGAGAGGAUGUCAUCUUCUUAUGCCCCGUUUAUGUAUUUACACCCAUAUUAUCAAAGUUGGAAUGUUAAAGCGAGACUUAUCCGAUCAUAUGAUAUUCAACAUGUAAAGAAUGGUAGAAAAAUAUGGAAGAUGGUUCUUCUAGAUGCGACGGGGGAACCUAUACAAUGUAUUAUAUUUUCAAAAGAUGUUGAUCAUUUUAUCGACAAGUUACAAGAAGGUUUAGUUUAUUGCUUUGAAAAGGUACAAGUUAUUCCAGCUGACAACUGGUUGAGAGUAGUACAAAAUUCGUACCAACUAAACAUAACAAAAGAAACGAAAGUUUUAGUGGUCGAUACAUAUGUGGAGGACUUCCCAACAUAUUACUUCAAUUUGGUGAGCUUACAUGGGGUGCAAUCAUUCAAGCAUGCUGAAGGAAAUGUGAUAGAUGUCAUGGGAGUAGUUAUAUAUGCAAGUGAGAUUGAAUCUGUUGGCCCAACAGGAACUAUUAAGCAAGAUAUAGUCAUACUAGACCAAAGUUACUUUGCUAUGAGAUUGACAAUAUGGAAUCAUUUUGUUGAUGAAAUCGGUGAUCGAGUGAUAAUAGAUAUUUUUCAAAACCUCAUUCUGCUGGCAUGUGGCGUACAAGUUCAAAAUUUUAAUGGAUCAUACUUCCUCCAUUUUUUUAUAAUUGCACCAUCUUAGGUUUUUGCACUAUUCACAUAUUCUUACAUAGUUAUUUUUUGUGAUUUAUAGGUAAAGAAAAAUAUAUUCAUGUGGGAUCUUGUUAGAUUCGUCUCUAAAUAUACUUUCAAAUUAUCAAAUUUUUAUAAUUUUUUCAAUUGUAAAAUGAGAGAUAUUAAUAGUUAAAAUAGUGCAUUGGCAAGCGUGAAAUCUAAGAUGGUGCAAUUAAAAAAAAAUGGAGGAAGUAUUUGACAACUGGAAAAUAUACAAGACUAUAUAUCAACCAUAAGGAUCCGAUUUCUUCAAGUUUGGCACAAUGGUGUGGACUUGACCAUUUUGCUCAACUUAAAGCGAGGUGGAUACAAACAUGCGGUAUUUCUUUGCAUCGGACACUUUUGACAUCAAAUGCACGUCGAACAACAAUCUCCAAGUUCACAUUAAUGCCAAAGGGCAAAACAUAUAGAGUACUUGGGGUGUUGGUUGAUAUUGAUGUCAAAAGCUUUGACUGGUAUGAUGCGUGUUCUAUUUGCAAUAACAAGGUCUAUUAUGUUGGUGAUCAAAUAACAUGUUAUAAGUGUAGCAAGAAGCAUAGUGUACAAGUGGUUCAAGGUGUAUCUGUUAAGAUCACUAUCAAAGAUUCAAAUAGGUCGAUGUGUUUGUUGUUGUUCAACAAACAAGUUGAAUUUGUUCUCCAAUCUUCUACAUCCCAACUGAAGGAGUGGCAUGAUCAGGUCAUUCACAAAGAGAUAAUUAAGACGAAGUGGUCCUGUUUAUUUACCUCAUAUGUUUUUAUUUUAACAUCCCCAACAAUAACUUCUGCAUUGUCAUCCUACAAAGUUACCUAUGUGACAUUUGUGAACUGGGAAGAAGAAUGUGCAUAUUUACUUAAAAGGGUGCGUGACAAGACUAAAACUCCAUCGAAGAAACAUCGUAUCAUCAAUGUAGAUCAUUAGAAUUUUAGUGAUUUAUUGAUGCUUUUCUUUAUGAGUUUGUAUAUAUAAGAAAAUAUUAAUUAGAUGAGACUUUCUUAGUUUAGUGAGAAAUAUGUAAGUAUUUUAGUAUUUUUAAUUAUACUUUUCAGUUUUCAUAUUCGGGGUUUUAUUGUAGCUCAAA